GCCGGCCCGGCCCACACUGGCGCAGGCUGUGGAGAGCGUGGUCGGUGCCCGGGCCUGCUCCGGUGGCCUGGCCGGACACAGCCGCCUGGCUUUCUUCUGCCGUGAAACGGAGCUGCGGCGUCCUCUGGGGGCGUCCCCUGCCUGCUGGCGGGGUGAUGGCAGAUUGGAGAGCGAGGCCUGGCGGGGGCGGGGGUGCUCUGCAGAGCCUUCCUCUCCUCAGCAGGAUUAGGGGUUCCCAGGAGGUGAGGCUGAGGGGACUGCAGGAGCAACGAUCCCUCUCCUCUCUAGAGGCCAGGGCCAGCAGAAGGGCGGGGCCUGUGGUGAGGGUUCCGGCUUGGACGGACCUCCUCUCGGUGUGGAUUUCCCUACAUCUUCCCACCUUUUUGUCCCAGCUACAGCUACAAUGUGCCAGGUGGGCAGGGCACCUGUACACUCAGUCGGGUGGUAUCACAGAGAGGCAGGGCCUGCUGUUGGUCUGCCUUCUGCCCACUGCAGGGGAGCUGAGCCCUGGGUGGAGAGCUCUCAGCUGAGGCCCGAGCAUGGACAUGAUAGGACAAGACCUGCCCCCAAGGGCAGAGUGAGGUGACCCUGUGUGUAGGACCCUGUGUGACUGUCCCAAGCCCAGAAAUGCCCCUUUCAUCCAGCCCUGCCCUGGUCCUAGUCCUUCCUGACCCUCUGACCCACAUAUCCAAGUCCAGGCUAUCACACGCCAUGACCCUACCCUCCUUCCUGCUCUGCUCGCCUGGCCUUGGCCACUCUUACCUCUGUCCUGGGUCAUUGCCCUCACCUCUCACCUGCCCAUUCCAGCUGUCCUCCGUGCUGUGAGUGGGACCCUGCUGCAGGGACCCAGGAGCCCCAGGCCAGCUCACAGGCACUGCAUGGGCUGCCCGAUGCCUGAACUGCUGAUGUCCCCGUACAUGGUCACCAAGGGAUGUCCAGCCUCCUCCCAGUGGGCCAGACGGGCCUCACCAGCACCAAGAUGAGUGUCACCUCCUGGUUCCUGGUGAGCAGCAGCGGCACCCGCCAUCGGCUCCCGCGUGAGCUCAUCUUUGUGGGGCGCGAUGAGUGUGAGCUCAUGCUGCAGUCCCGCAGCGUGGAUAAACAGCAUGCCGUCAUCAACUACGACCAGGACCGAGAUGAGCACUGGGUGAAGGACCUGGGCAGUCUCAACGGAACCUUUGUGAAUGAUGUGCGAAUCCCAGACCAGAAGUACAUCACGCUGAAGCUCAAUGAUGUCAUCCGCUUUGGCUACGAUUCCAACAUGUAUGUGCUGGAGCGGGUACAGCACCGUGUGCCUGAGGAGGCGCUCAAGCACGAGAAGUACACCAGCCAGCUGCAGGUGGGUGUCAAGAACCCAGCACCCAGGAAGAGUGAGGCGCCACCCGAAUUCACAGCCUACUGUGAGACCUUGCACCCCCGUCUGGAGAAGGGGGACCGGCGACCGGGAACAGAGUCAGUAGUGUACCGCACACCUCUGUACGGGCAGCCGUCCUGGUGGGGAGAGGACGACAGUGGCACAGCCCCCGAGGACCAGCGCCAGGAGGAGCCCUACCCAGAGCGUGCCAAGGAGUCAGGGCAGCGGGACAGCGAGUUGGAUGGCCCACCAGCCGGCUUUCGCGGCCCUGUCGAGCCUCAGGGCUACUCCUUCCGCCGGGAGCCCAGCUACUUCGAGAUCCCCACAAAAGAGGCCCGACCACCACCAUCCCAGCCCCCGGAGGUGCUGGAGCAUGAGCCGCCCACCAAGGACGAGGAGGCGGGCAGCGGCGGGGCAGGGCCUGUGGUGCAGAGCCACGCCUCCUUCACCAUCGAGUUUGACGACUGCAGCCCUGGCAAGGUGAAGAUCAAGGACCACAUCACCAAGUUCGCCCUGCGCCAGCGGCGUCAGCCCUGCAAGGAGGCCACGCCUGUGGAGAUGGUCUCCGCGGAGAGCAAGGUGGCCGACUGGCUGGUGCAGAACGACCCGAGCUUGCUGCGGCGGGCUGGCCCAGGCGAUGACCGCCACGGUGCCAAGAGUGACCUGCCCGUCCACACCCGCACCCUGAGAGGUCACAAGCAUGAAGAUGGCACGCAGAGUGACUCAGAGGACCCCCCGGCCAAGGCAGCCUCCGUGGCCGGGGCCCCCGUGGAGGCCAGUGGGGAGCAGGUGCGGCUGCAGAGGCAGAUCAAGCGGGACCCCCAGGAGCUGCUGCACAACCAGCAGGCCUUUGUCAUCCAGUUCUUUGAUGAGGACACGCCCCGCAAGAAGCGCUCGCAGUCCUUCACGCACACCCCGCCUGGGGACCCCAAAGCCGACAAGCGCCGGGGCCCGGGGCCCACUGAUCGGGAGCGCCCAGGUGCCCCUGCACGGGGGGUGGCAGGCAGCAGCUCAGGGUCACAGAGGGCCAGCUCCCUGAAGCGAGAGAAGACCGAGGAGCGGUUGAGCAGCGCCUCGCCAGCCCCCCGGGCCCUCGCCCGUCCCUUUGGCAGCGUGGGACGCCGCUCCCGCCUGGCUCAGGACUUCAUGGCCCAGUGCAUGAGGGAGAGCUCCCCAGCCGCCAGGCCCAGCCCUGAGAAGGUGCCCCUGGACCCACCCGCACCCCCAACGCGCUGUGGGGCCAGCCCCGGGGCCUCCCCGACCCCACCACUGCCUCCUUCCGAGCCCCAGCUGACCAAGGGACACAGACAGGAUGAGGACGACAGCCUCAGUGAUGCAGGCACCUAUACCAUCGAGACAGAGGCACAGGACAGGGAGGUGGAAGAGGCGCGCCAGAUGAUCGACCAGGUGUUUGGGGUACUUGAGUCCCCUGAACUCUCCAGGGUGUCCUCGGCCACCUUCCGCCCUGUGAUCAGAGGGGACAGGGAUGAGUCCAAUGAUGGAGGCGUGGCCCAGAGAAUGGCCUUGCUGCAGGAGUUUGCCUCCCGCCCACUGGGUGUGGGCCCCUCAGCGGAGCACCAGGGCCUCAUGGUUCCGGGCUGCCCUGGAGGUCAGAAAUGGGUGUCCCGCUGGGCCAGCCUUGCUGACAGCUAUUCAGAUCCUGGCCUGUCAGAGGACGGCCUGAGACACAGAGCUGGGGAGCCUGAGGGGCCCCUGCCUGUGCGCACCAGACGACUGCUUCCCCAGCUGCCCAGUGACAGGGCUGAUAGCCCUGCAGGCCUAGAGGUCACCAGGAGGAGUGGGCCUGGGCCGCCAGAGCCAGGCAUCGAGCAGGCCAGCCACCAGGUUGGCCAGGAGGAUCUGGACCCCGACAGCCUCAGUGACGCCAGUGGGUCAGAUGGUGGCCGGGGCCCUGAGCUGAGCGUGGAGCAGCAGGAAGUCAGGCGCAGGAGCCCUCAGGAGGGGCCAGCCUGGCCCAAGGGGCGGUGCUCACCAAGGGGCCCCAGGGAGCCUGCCCCUGUCUCUUUCUUCAUUGGCAAUGAGAGCGAGGGCCUCCGGAAACCCAUGGCGGCUCCUGGGGAGGUGGAGGGCCCAGGACGAGUGCCCCAGGCCAGCCCCCCAGCAAGGGGUGGCCUCUGCAUGAGUAGCAGUGAGCAGAUGGUCAUGCAGAUGCACACCGGGCCCAGCAGCUCCAGCCUUGUCCCACCCCGGGAGGCUCUGGGCUUUGUGCGGCAGGAGAGCUUCACCAAGGAGCCUGCGAGCAGCUCUGCAGCUCCCAACAAGCUGCCACACAUCUCCAGCCACCCGCUCCUGCAGGACCUGACUGCCGUCAGGGCCGCACGUAUGGAUCUCCACACACAGGAUACACACCUGAUCCUCAAAGAGACGGAGACGGCCCUGGCGGCCCUGGAGGCUCGGCUGCUCUCCAAGACUGCAGACGAGGAGGGUGAGGGGGGCAGGACCCCCAGGCCGCCGGACGACUCCCUCUCCGGGGACUCAGACGUGGACACAGCCAGCACCGUCAGCCUACUCAGCGGCAAGAAUGGCCCCAGCCCAACGACCCCUCAGCCUGCAGGGCCACAGAAGGAGAGGCUGCCACCCCCGUCGGUGGCCCAGGACCCAGGGAGUGCCGCCCUGGGUAGCUCACGUGAGCGGCUCUCAGAGAAGCAGCACCUCCUGACCAGCCCCGCUGACCAGGGCCGAGGAGAGCCAGGGCGGCACCUGGCUGCCCGGCGUGGCCACAGACCCCGAGGGUCCCUGGACUGGGCCGAGGAACGAGGCUCCAACCUCACCCACCUGCCCAACACAGACAUAGUCACCCCCAACCACGAGACCCCAGAGGCCACUGGGGCAGGUCGUCCAGGGACUCGCCGGAAACCAGUGCCCCCCUCGCCAUCCCUGGCUGCCCGAGAGGAGCAGAGCCACGGUUCCACCAGUGUCCAAAAGGUGCAGCAGGCACUGACCCGCUCUAACAGCCUGUCCACCCCGAGACCCACACGGGCCUCCCGGCUCAGGCGGGCCCGGCUUGGGGACACCUCCGACACUGAGGUCACAGACAGUGACCGGGGAGCCCCAGCCCACCCUGAGCCAGUGGGCCGGCCGGCUGCUGAGCAGGCCAAGAAGCUAUCCCGCUUGGACAUCCUGGCCAUGCCCCGGAAGCGGGCCGGCUCCUUCACGGGGCCCAGCGACUCCGAGGCAGCCCCUGCCCGCACGGGCUUCUCAGGCCGCAGUGUCGAGCUGUACUGUGCUAACCGCAAGCCCACUGUGGCUGAUGCCCAUGCUGCUGCCAGGAAGGCUGCCGCCACUGCGACCAGCACAGGCUCCCGCCAGCCCUUCAGCAGGGCGCGCCCAGGCAGUGCCAGAUACUCCUCCAACACGCGUCGUCGGCAGCAGGGCUCGGAUUACACAUCCACCUCCGAGGAGGAAUACGGCUCCCACCAUGGCUCUCCCAAACAUGCACGCUCCCAUACCUCAACAGCCACGCAGACCCCAAGGGCUGGCAGUGCAAGCCGGGCUUGUUCCCGGGCCCCCGGCCCCCGGGACACAGACGAUGACGACGAGGAGCCUGACCCCUACGGCUUUAUCGUGCAGACAGCUGAGAUUGCAGAGAUUGCCAGGCUGAGCCAGACACUGGUGAAGGACGUGGCCAUCCUGGCCCGGGAGAUCAAUGAUGUGGCCGCAGACGGUGAUUCGCUGGGCUCCGCAGGGCCCACGCGUAGCCCCUCCCUUGGGAACGUGCCCAGCACCCCCGCCUCGACCAUCUCUGCCCGUGAGGAGCUGGUGCAGCGCAUCCCAGAGGCCAGCCUAAACUUCCAGAAGGUGCCACCUGGCACUCUGACCUCUCAGGACCUGGACCAGAACAUGAACAACAGCCACGAAGAUGCCUUGGGCAACAAGACAAGGCCUCGGAACCGCGAGGAGGUGAUCUUCGACAACCUGAUGCUGAACCCAGUGUCCCAGCUGUCCCACGCCAUCCGGGAGAACACAGAGCACCUCACUGAGAAGAUGAAGGUCCUCUUCCAAAACACAGGCCGCUCAUGGGAGGACCUGGAGGCCAGGAUCAAUGCAGAGAACGAGGUGCCCAUCCUGAAGACGUCCAACAAGGAGAUCAGCUGCAUCCUAAAGGAGCUGCGGCGCGUGCAGAAGCAGCUGGAAGUCAUCAAUGCCAUUGUGGACCCCAACGUGAAUCUGGACCUGCUCACAGGAAACAGGGCUCCCACGGGCUCCACCACCCAGGGCCUGGGGAAGGGCCCCCCUGUGCCUACCCUGGCUGAGAGCCUGCUGCCCCUGAGGGGAUUCCCACCAAGGGCCACCUGCGGGCCGCCCAGCCUGGCAGAGCCUGCCUUCCUCCCUGAUGCUGAGAGCUUCCUGAUCUAGGCCCCGGGCCGGGCCGGGCCUCCUGCGCCUGCCUGUCCACCGCUCGGCCCGUCACUUGGCCAGAGUGUCUCCGAAUCCCCCACGUGUGCCAUAGCCCCGUGGGCGCCAGCACCCCACCCACCUUGCCCACCCCCACCGAGGCCUCCUGGCCCAGCUCCUGGUGCGGCCACUGCCGAGGGCACAUCCCCCACUCCUCUCCAUGUGGUCAUUUCAUCAUUAGCUUUCAAGGAAAGAGCAGUCUGUGCCGUGGCAGUGCCCAGCCCUGCCCACGAUGCCCCACGGCUUGGGAGGGUGCCCUGCUUCACUGGAGGCUCUGGCUGACCUGCCCCUCCCUGGAUGCUGGCCUGAAGCCAGGCAGGGGAAGGAAGUGGGCUGGGGCUGCUCAGUGCCAAAUGUGAGCUGGAGGCUGUGCCAGGGCCAGAGCCGCCCCAGUGUCUAGCAGCCAGGUAGGCACAUGGUUGUGGGGCAUUGGGGCAGGAACCCCACAGCCCCAAGCUUAUGGUGCCAACAGAACUGCCAACCCUGAGCCCCCCCGAGUGUGGGCACAGGUUGGGGGAUGCCCAGGUGCCCCUCCAUGCUACACCAGAGGUGUGGGGUGGUAGAGUCACCAACAGCCCCUCUAGGGAGGGAGCUUGACCAAAGUGGCUGGAAACAGGUUUCUGGAAGCUCUGGUGCAGGGGAACAGUGUGCCCCAGCUUCACCCCGUUCUCCCGGAUGUCAUGGGCAUUAAAUGGGCAUCUGCAACAGGCAGUGGCCUGAUCUCUUGCAGGGGAUGGUGGGGGGACAGGGACAGGGCCCAGGAGCAGUGAUGCUUUCUCAGGAUUCCUUCAGCUGGGAACCAGCCCCUCCGCAACGCCCCCUUGGGCACUGUUCCUGAAGCCCUAAGCCAGAGCUGCGGCUAUGGCGUCCGGGGUGCCCGCCUCCACAGACGGCAUUGGUGCGGGCAUCAGACCUGGACGGGCAGGGGCUGGAAGAGGGCCCAGAGGCAGGACCCGGAGUCCACGGGGGUGAUGUGGCCUCCCUGUUUACAGUUCGUGACAUGGAGCCUGGCGUGGGUGUCCUGGGCCCCUGAGCCUCGGCCCAUGCGAUGUUUACGUGUGUGUGCAGGGGUGGCUGGCAGAUGCCACUGGCCCCACCCCGAGAGCCUGCUGUUCCUUUGGAGGAGGUGCUACCUGGGCUGCUGCCCACCUGCAUGCCCCGUGCGGUUGCCCACAGCCUGGCCCGGAAACACGGUGGCCACUCACCUUCGUCCAUGCCUGCCCGGCCACCACUGUAGGGUUCCUUUAUGCACACGUUGGUGUCCCUCCCCAUGUCACGCCCAGUUGCCCCCUGGCCCUCGGCCUGGGGUGGGGACCGCCCCUGCCUGGCUUCUUGGCGGUGUCUCUACAUUGUUCUCAGGUGGUCUUGUGGAUGUCUCAGAAAAUGGUUAUUUUAUAUGAUUUGUCAUGGAAUUUGUUCUAAUAAAUCAUGUAUCACGUGACAGCACACCA
Heterocephalus glaber (naked mole-rat) is the source of this 7221-nucleotide messenger RNA. Lineage: Eukaryota; Metazoa; Chordata; Mammalia; Rodentia; Bathyergidae. The record is from RefSeq and is a predicted model, not a curated record.